Ictalurus furcatus (blue catfish) is the source of this 1809-nucleotide messenger RNA. Its product is annotated as granzyme B-like. Lineage: Eukaryota; Metazoa; Chordata; Actinopteri; Siluriformes; Ictaluridae. The transcript has 5 exons. The coding region runs from base 22 to 783 and encodes 253 amino acids. Gene Ontology annotation, biological process: proteolysis. The record is from RefSeq and is a predicted model, not a curated record. Gene Ontology annotation, molecular function: serine-type endopeptidase activity.
GCUCACUGUGUCUGAUGCACAAUGGCUCUCCUCUCACUGUUUCUCUUCACCUCUCUCCUAUCUCACAUAGGACACUGUGCUUAUGUUGACAUGGGCAUAGUGAAUGGCUCGGUGGUUAGAGCAAAUUCCAGACCCUACAUGGUUUCUGUCCAAAAAGACGGAAAACAUUGGUGUGGGGGCUUCCUCAUGUCAGAGAACUUUGUCAUGACAGCUGCACACUGCUGGGAAGCAGGGGUGAAGCUCACGGUUGUAGUGGGUUCUCAUGAACUGAAAAAGAGCAAAUCAGCUAUAAGCCAUAUGGAGGUGAAGCUGUACCACAUCCACCCGAAGUUUGACUCAGAGAAUUUGCUCAAUGAUAUCAUGCUGCUGCAGUUGAACAAAACCAUCAAAAAGAGCAAGAAUAUCAACUGGAUCUCCAUACCAAAAAAAAUUAAUCAGGACGUUAAGGCCAAGCAGGUCUGCAGCAUAGCAGGCUGGGGGAAAAAGUCUGAAAAUGGUGGAACAAGUGAUCGUCUAAUGGAAGUCGAUGUCACUGUCAUAGACACAAAGGUCUGUGAGAAAUCCUGGGGAACACCUUUCUCUGUCUCCAGUUUGGUGUGUACUAACGGUCGCGGAGGGUUUUGUCAGGGAGACUCUGGAGGUCCUUUGGUGUGUCAGAACACAGCUGUCGGAAUUGUUUCAUUCACAGAUACAGACUGCAAAUACCCAAAAUAUCCCUAUGUCUACACCAAAAUUUCAACAUUUCUGCCUUGGAUUAAUUGUAUUUUAGGAUAUGCGAAGUGAGCACUUGGCUAUUAUUUCAUAUUUUGUUUAAGUUUUUUCCCCCUUUUUUCAUGAAAAAAAACUUAAGUCAGUGUGUGUGUUUGUGUUUGUCUCUUGUAUAUGGAGCAGCUUUCUAUUUAAACUCUGACCUCAUAGGGACUAAAUAUGUGUUUGCUCUCGAGCAAAGUAAAAUAACCUCACAAAUCAUUUUGUCACUUUGUUGUGUUUACAGUAUGUGGGCAAGUCACAAUUAAGAAUUAAUUAAUGAAUUAAAAACGACUAAAUAAAAUAUUAAAGGCAAAUAUUCUUUUUAAAAAUCUGAUUUCCUUCUUCAGUUUAUUUGCCUUUUUUCCUGCAUUUAUUUGUCUAUUUCUUUAUUAUUUGAUUAUUUAUUUAUAUUCCAUUUUUCUAUAUUUGUUUGUUUGUUUUUACAUUCAGGCACAGAAAUCAAAACUAGAUAUGAUAAACCAGUGCUUUUUCACCUCACUAGUGGGCAGCUGUGGUACUGAACAGGAGCCGUAAACAUCUUAAUAUCUUUUUUUAUUUGUAUCAUUUUUAUUGUUUUGUUUUGUUUAUAAAUAAAAUGUGUUAAGAUAAUCUUGUUGUCCACUUUAAAUGACAUUUAGAAACGGACUACUAUUUUAUCUCACAAAUAAUUAAACUGGUCUCAGACUUCACAACACAAUUCUAGACAUAUUAAUAAAAUUAAAUACUAUACAUAUUAUAUACACUCACUGAGCACUUUAUUAGGAACACCUGUACACCUAUUCAUUCAUGCAAUUAAUCAGCCAAUCAUGUGCCAGCAGUGCAGUGCAUAAAAUCAUGAAGAUACAUGCCAGCAGAUUCACAUGUUCACAUCAACUAUCAGAAUGGGGGAAAAUGUGAUCUCAGUGAUUUUGACCAUCAAGAGUUGUUUAUUUGUCAUUUGCACAGUUAUACUGGGCACACUGGGCAUUGAAAUGCUUGUGACAAGUCUCAGAUUCAACAUUGUACAUGACCGUACAAGCAUGUAUUUAACAUGAACAAAUAUAAUUAGACAUGAAUGGU